This is a messenger RNA of Beta vulgaris subsp. vulgaris (sugar beet), 1851 nucleotides long. RefSeq lists its product as uncharacterized. Bases 535 to 1734 code for a protein of 399 amino acids. NCBI's taxonomy places the organism in Eukaryota, Viridiplantae, Streptophyta, Magnoliopsida, Caryophyllales, Amaranthaceae. The record is from RefSeq and is a predicted model, not a curated record. The transcript has 2 exons.
UGGUCUGCUUUUAGUUGAUGUUGGUAUUCUUUCAGUUGAACUUUGUAUUCUUUCAGUUGAUCUUUGUAUUUUUUCAGUUGAUGCUGUUUUUUUUUUCAGUUAGUUUUAUUGUUUGAUUAAACUUUCUUUCUUUCAGAUGUGAUAAAUCCUUGUCUAAGAAGAAAGGCAAAUCUGAUUUAUCACCAAUCAAGUUUUCAUUUUCAAGAUCUAAUCCCGAUCAACAGAAAGACACAUUUGAUAGAUCGUAUGUUUUUUUCAUUAUUCUCCUUUUAUAUUAUAUGAUUGUGUUUUUUUUUUGUUUUAAAGUUAUUUUUGUUCACUUUUGUUAGGAAUUUCACUGAGCAAGAAAUAAAGUCAAUUAGUCUACAAGUAUUGUCAGACUAUUCCCAUUUAAAUGAAGUGGUUAGUAAUUUGAGUGAUGAGCAAAAAAGAGACAUUAGGGAUAUUGGGUUUGGGAGUCUCUUAGAUAUUAGGAUAAAGAAGUUUUGUCCUAAUCUGAAUUUGGAGGUGUUGUUGAAUUACAAUGCAUCUGGAAUGAUGUUUUCAACAAAGAAUGGUAAACUGAUUUUUAAUAAGUUUACCAUUAGUGAUGUUUUGGGGUUACCUGUGUCAGAUAGACCAGUAGAGGUUAUAGAUGAUGACGCCUUUAGGAGGAAAGGUAGUCAGAUAGAGGCUGGAAGUGCCAGGAAGGAUUGGCAUAGGUUUCUUGGUAUUUCUGAUCCCAAGAAGGUAUAUAUUGGUAGAAAAAAUUGGGAUGAUUUGUUUAAGAAAUAUCAAUCCGGGGAUGAUUUCAAGAAGUUAUUUGUUAUCUUUUCGUUGUCCAAGCUUCUAUGUCCUAUAGCUGAUUUAGGGCCUGUGCUGAAAUGUGCCAAGAGUUUAGAAGAUGCAUCUACAAUUUCAAGUUAUGACUGGUGUGGAUAUAUAUUGAGAAGUCUUUGUGCUGCUGUUUUGGACUGUCAUCAGUCUAUUAUGAUGAAGAAGAAUGAGCUUGGACAGAAGAAAGUAUCAUUCAAGCUUCGGGGAUGCGUUAGCGCUUUGACUCUUGCUGUUAUUCACAACUUCAAGUGUCGUAAUCUGGAUUAUUCAAAUGUCAGUAAGCCAUUUAUCAGUUAUUGGCAGGAAGAGAAGGAUUUGAGUGAUGUUGUGAAGCAGUUUGAGAUCAACAUGGAUUUUAUUCUGCCGGUGAAGCGUGAAAAACAGAAGGUUGAGUUUAAAACUCCCAGUGUUAGUGUUGCUAGUAGGAAGUCUGGUUCUCCUAUAAUUAAGGUGGUUGAGGGUCCAUCACCUUCAACUAGGCAGCUUAUCAUGGAUCUUCCUCAUAGUUUGAUGACUGAUGAGGAAAUAGAUGCUCUUGAUGUUCCUGAAUAUGUGAAGAACAUGCACAAGUUGAAGAGGAAUGCGCUUGCAUUCUGUCAAGUGAAUUUGGAGAUUGCCCAGAAUAUUCGGGAGGAAGGCGAGAAGCUGUCUCAAGACAGUAUUUCUCUGGAUGAUAGUGAAGUAUUUAACCCAGAUUUUCUGAGUCAAAUUGACGACAUAUGCAAGCGUCAUUUGGAAGCGAAAGACAGUGCAAACAAAGUUGAUCCUACAAUUUCACUAUUGGUGAAGCGGCCUGUUGAAUUGGAGUUUGGAAGAAAUGAAAAUGUUCCUGAUUUGGAUUCUGGUGUUCAUGGAGUUGAUUUGAAAGAAGGAAGUAAGUUCCUUUCAUUAUAUUAUUUUCAUGUUGUAGUUUUGUAAUCUGGUUGGAAUAAAAAUUUUAGACUCUAACUGAAAGAAAUGUUUAACUGAAGAAGUGAAAUAGCUAACUUUGAGACUCUAACUGAAAGAAUAAAAAGACCAACUGAAAACUUUGAC